CGUCACUGACUAUCCAGGGUCUCCAUUUUGAACUUUUGGACACAAACACGGUGCAGUCAAAUUGAUUUCUUUUCAAGCUGAGCGAGGAUCUUUCCCAGACAGAAGGAUGGCUGAUCCAGCAACUGAUGUAGAUCUUCCAGAGGGCUCAGAGGUUCGCAAACUAUCGGACCUGAGGGUUAUUGAUCUGAAGGCCGAGCUGAAGAAACGAAACUUGGACACCACUGGUGUUAAGAGCGUGCUGUCGGAGCGUCUGAAAAAGGCUAUCGAGGAGGAAGGUGGAAACCCCGACGCUAUUGUUAUUUCACCCGAGUCAGCGUCCAAGAAAGCUACGCCGAGGCGGGCCGCUAGAGAUGUCAGACAGGAGAACGAUGAACCCGAGGAUGCCAAUUUAGAAGAGGACUCCCACGACGGCAAUGAUGAACAUGAGAACAUGCAGGACAUGGACAUUCUGGACAUGAAUGUGCUGGAUGAAGCCGAGCACGACAGCGGAAUGCCGAUGGAAGACGAUGUGGACGAGCUGGGCAACUUACUCAAUGGGGAUGAGGAAGAACACCUGGGCGAUGAUGAUGAUGAUGACGACGAGGUAACUCUCGACUCUGAAGACGAGCAGGUGAAUGAGUCUGGGCAGAUGGAUAAAGAUGACGAUAUGUUCUCCUCACUUUAUAUGACGGCGGAUGCAGGUGCAGACAGCCUGAUGGAAGAAACAGAAAAUGACAAAGUAGCUGGGUCUUGUUUAUCUGAGCCGCUUAUCGAAGACCGCCACCAGAGCCGCGAGAUGAGCGCCGAAGAUGAUCAGGCUACCGCCACUCCCGUCACCACCGCCACCGUCAACGCCGAAGGGGAAGACCAGGUGUCCGCCAACACUGGAGCCAAAGCCGACGUGGCUGUCUCCAGGGAUGCGGAAAUCGACAAGGAUGCUAUUGAGACGGACGCCACCGAGGCCGGGGACGCGGGGAAAGUCCCAGAAGAGACACUGGACAAUGAAAAGGGCUCGCAAGCUGUUAGUGUAAGCGAACAGGACGUUGGGGGUGAAACUGUUGGUUCAGAAUUGGGGUCUAAGAAGGGGGAUGAGGAUGAGAAGACUGAAGAGAAUGCCACUUCGGAUUCAUCCUCGGCAGUGAAAGAGUCCUCCUCUGUAGAGGGCGAUGAUCAGACCAAGAGUUCCCAAGGCACAGACUGCAAGGACGAGUCCAAGGAUGAAAAGGCCACUGGGAGCAGAAACCUGUGGGUCAGCGGUCUCGCCUCCACAACCAGGGCGACAGAUCUGAAGACACUCUUCAGCAAAUAUGGCAAGGUUGUUGGCGCCAAGGUGGUGACCAAUGCAAAGAGUCCCGGAGCGCGCUGCUACGGCUUCGUCACAAUGUCUUCUACAGACGAGGCGGCUAAGUGUGUCAGCCAUCUUCACCGGACGGAGCUGCACGGCAAGAUGAUCUCUGUGGAACGGGCUAAAAAUGAGCCAGUGGGCAAGAAACCAGCAGAUGGUGAUGGCAAGAAGUCAGGCAGCGAUCGGAGACGCUCUUCUGACUCCAAGUCUGAUGGAAAGGAUGACAGGGAAGGCAAAGGGGACGAGAGGACUGUUGUCAUGGACAAGUCCAAGGGGGAGCCUGUUGUCAGUGUCAAGGCCAAAAGCAAAGAGCGAAGCUCUAAGAGUCAGGACCGCAAGUCCCCCAGUAAGGAGAGGAAGGGCAUCUUGUCCUUCGACCAGAUCAAGGAGCAACGUGAGCGAGAGAGGCAGAGGCAGCGUGAGCGAGAGAUGCGAGAGGCAGAGCGACGCAGAUACACCAAUCGCGGGCAUGACAACCGCCCAGACCGCGAGCGUGAGCGAAUUCGCAUGUUCCGUGAGAAAGAGGAGCGGAAGCAUUUGAUGAAGAAGAGACACUGGCUGGAGACUGAGAGGGAACGCCUCGAUGCGGACCGCAUGGAGCGCCAGUACCUAGAACGGGAGAGGAUGCGCAUUGAGUACGAGAGGCGGCGAGAGCAGGAGAGGAUCCUGAGGGAGCGUGAGGAGCUCAGAAGGCAGCAGGAGCAGCUACGCUACGAGCAAGACAGACGGCCCAUGAAGAGGCCGUGCGACAUGGAUGGCAGGAAAGACGACUGGCCCGACAAGCGCAUGAACAUGGACGACAGAUACGGCCGCUCAGACUUUGGCCGGCAGGAUCGCUAUCAGGACUUUGACCACAGGGACAGAGGGCGCUACCAAGACGACAUAAGGGAUGGCGGGCGUGGUAUGGCUGACAGAGAUGGUCCGCAUUUCUCAGACAGACACGGCCGAGACUCGUGGAGCGGAGGCUAUGACAAGCGCAUGAACUCCAGGGAUGGGGGGCGUGACUGGGACUCUGGGAGGAAGAUGGAUGGUGAGCGGCCAUGGCAAGGUCGUGAUGGCAGUAUCCCUGGCAUGGCACGCGGAGGAGGAAUGGCGGGGCGUGGGGGCUACAUGAACUCAUCCCAAUCUCUCUCCGGGGCGCUGAACCGCCAGAACCAGAUGAUGCAGGGGGGCGGCAUGCAAGGUGGAGCCUUCAAUCGACGUUUCUAAUCUUUUAGUGUACGCAAGACAGCAGUGGUGGGCGUGGUCGCAAAAGGGAGGAUUUUACCUUUUUUCCAGGUUUUGCCUUUUUCUACGUCAUGUGGUCACGAACCUGCAGUGUCUUUUAUGUUGUCAAUGGAAGUGUUAUUUUCACACAUGGUUGAUGGACCUAACUAACCCUCAUCACAGUGUACUUUUUAGACGGCUUCUGGCUACGCAUCCUAGUCAAUGGACCGUCCUCGUCAGUUUUCCACUCAAUAAGCCCCCAAAUGCUAGGAACUAUUGAUGUGUCGGUGAUACUCCGUGGAAGACUUUCACAUCCACUACGUUAUUUAUGUUGACACUCUGCUCAUGUCCACCAACAAUAAAACAUUUGGUCUCUUUAAACAUGCUUUUCAUUCCUGACUUCAAAACUCACUAGAUGGCAAUGGAAACCUUGUCAGCAUGAGAUGGAUGGAAGGAAUGCCGAUACAAGAACUAGCGAAAGGCAGCCUGUGAUGGAAGUUUCAUUGUUUCAGCAGCUUGAAGUCAUUGCAGGCUCAUAAAGACAUCAUGAAAGGAAUACAUGUUCUCACAUUGCUCAUCUUAGGGGAUCUAUUUGCUUCACUUCCUCCACAAGCCAAUUGUGUCCACGUGGUGCGGGGCCCCGAGGGGACACUUCCAGUUGUAGCUUUCCUCCACGGGGUAGAAGUGCAUCCUUUCAUUUCCCUCUUCAGCAUUUGUGCAUGCAGUACUGCGCGGUUGUAGCGGUAUGAAGUGAUCCUGUUACUAUGGCAACAAGUUUUAAAUUCUGUGAUGGUUAUUUGGUUUGACUGAAAAUAAA
Messenger RNA from Doryrhamphus excisus (bluestripe pipefish), 3347 nucleotides. It is a transcript of the gene safb, whose product is annotated as scaffold attachment factor B. Gene Ontology annotation, cellular component: nucleus. Gene Ontology annotation, molecular function: RNA binding; sequence-specific DNA binding. Lineage: Eukaryota; Metazoa; Chordata; Actinopteri; Syngnathiformes; Syngnathidae. The record is from RefSeq and is a predicted model, not a curated record. Gene Ontology annotation, biological process: regulation of mRNA processing; regulation of transcription by RNA polymerase II.